This is a messenger RNA of Lagenorhynchus albirostris (white-beaked dolphin), 2948 nucleotides long. RefSeq names its product solute carrier family 10 member 6 (gene SLC10A6). The record is from RefSeq and is a predicted model, not a curated record. Gene Ontology annotation, biological process: bile acid and bile salt transport. Gene Ontology annotation, cellular component: membrane. Gene Ontology annotation, molecular function: bile acid:sodium symporter activity. NCBI's taxonomy places the organism in Eukaryota, Metazoa, Chordata, Mammalia, Artiodactyla, Delphinidae. The transcript is spliced from 7 exons. The coding region runs from base 8 to 1087 and encodes 359 amino acids.
GCAGCAGAUGUUCAUUUGUAAUGCUGCCUUAAGGAUUAAGGAGAUGAGAGCAAAUUGUUCCAGCAGCUCAGCCUGCCCUGCCAACAGUUCAGAGGAGGAGUUGCCAGUGGGGCUGGAGGUCUAUGGGAACCUGGAACUUGUUUUCACAGUGGUGUCAGCCGUGAUGACCGGCCUGCUCAUGUUCUCCUUGGGAUGCUCUGUGGAGAUCCGGAGGCUCUGGUCGCACAUCAGGAGACCCUGGGGCAUUGCUGUGGGACUGCUCUGCCAGUUUGGGCUCAUGCCUCUUGCUGCCUAUCUCCUGGUCAUCAGCUUCUCUCUGAAGCCAGUCCAAGCUAUGGCUAUCCUCAUCAUGGGGUGCUGCCCAGGGGGAACCAUCUCUAACAUUUUCACCUACUGGGUUGAUGGAGAUAUGGAUCUCAGCAUCAGUAUGACAACUUGGUCCACAGUGGUUGCCCUGGGAAUGAUGCCACUCUGCCUUUAUCUCUACACCUCGUCCUGGAAUCUUGAGCAGAAUCUCACCAUUCCAUAUCAGAACAUAGGAAUUACCCUUGUGUGCCUGACCAUUCCUGUGGCCUUUGGUGUCUAUGUGAAUUAUAGGUGGCCAAAACAAUCCAAAAUUAUUCUUAAGGUUGGAGCCAUUGUUGGUGGGGUCCUCCUUUUGGCGGUUGCAGUUGCUGGUGUGGUGCUGGCGAAAGGAUCUUGGAAUUCAGAUAUCAUUCUUCUGACCAUCAGCUUCAUCUUUCCUUUGAUUGGCCAUGUCACAGGCUUUCUCCUGGCACUUCUUACCCACCAAUCUUGGCAGAGUUGCAGGACGAUUUCCUUAGAAACUGGAGCUCAGAAUAUUCAGAUGUGCAUCACCAUGCUGCACCUAUCUUUCACUGCCGAGCAAUUAGUCCAGAUGCUUAGCUUCCCAUUGGCCUAUGGACUCUUCCAGCUGUUGGAUGGGAUUCUCAUUGUUGCAGCAUAUAAGAUGUACAAGAGGACACUGAAGAUCAAACACAGAAUAAAGAAUCCCGCUUUAAGGGUAGAAGCCCGCUUCAAGAAGAAAUCCACUUCUCCCAAAGAGACCAGUGCUUUCUUGGAGUGAAGAGUGAUCCUCAUUGUUAUGUGAAGUCGUCAAGCUGUGAAUUUUAACCUCACAAGAGUUAGAACUCUGUGUAGAGGAGAUGUCACCUCAUACUGCAGGGCAAGGACAGAGUCUGGACCCACUUGACUUCUCGACUUUGGGCAAGUCCUUUGGGGCAUUGGGGAGGAAGCAUACAGCUCUUAUAAAAAUGGGGUCUUUUCUCAAAUGAUUUUUUUUUAAGGGCUUGAAAAUCUCUUUAGAUUUAUAGAUGUAAUCACGAACCUCGAGGGAACUUAAUGAACACUUGAAGUUAAUAUUUUUACUCCCUAGAGAUAGACACAAUGUAUAUUCUUCUAAUAUACAUUUAUGCAUUAUGUCAUUUUAAAAACAUUGAGGGCUUCCCUGGUGGCGCAGUGGUUGGGAGUCCGCCUGCCGAUGCAGGGGACGCAGGUUCGUGCCCCGGUCCAGGAGGAUCCCCCAUGCCGCGGAGCGGCUGGGCCUGUGGGCCUUGGCCGCUGGGCCUGCGCGUCCGGAGCUUGUGCUCCGCGGCGGGAGAGGCCGCGGCAGUGAGAGGCCCGUGUACCGCAAAAAAAAAAAACAAACCAAAAAACAAAAAACAUUGAGAUCAUUCCACAUAUACUGUUUCAUAAGUCACUUCAUGAAAUAUUGUGGAGCAUCUUUACAUGGCAGUCUAUGUUGACCUACCUCAUUCCUUAGAACAGUGGCUUUACAGAAGUAUUCCAGUGCAUGAAAGGUCUAUAAUUUAUUUAACCAUCCCUUAGUCAUGGACAUUUAGAUAGCUUUCAACUUGGUGUUACGGUGCCGCUACAGACACUUGUGCCUUCAUGCAAGUGUUUCUGUAGGAUCAUUUUCUAGACUUGAAAAUGUGCAACCAGGCUGAGGGCACAUUAAAAUGUUGGGCAGUGAGCUCUCUGGCAACACUGUUCAGUAGUGCCUGAGAGUGUCUGGUUUUUCCACAGCCACACCAGUCUUAAGAAUGAUCAUUCUGCUUUGUGAAAAUACCUCAUUUAUUGCAUUGUUAAAAUUAUACAAUGAAGUGAAGCAGAGUAUUUUUCAUGGAUGCUUGCUUGUUCAUGUACUUUGCCUGCUUUUUUUUUUUUUUAAAGAAAUGGCCUUUGAUUGAUUAAUUAGUUAAUUUUUUGGCUGCCUUGGGUCUUCGUUGCUGCGUGCGGGCUUUCUCUAGUUGCGGCGAGCAGGGGCUGCUCUUCCUUAUGGUGUGUGAGCUUCUCAUGGCGGUGGCUUCUCUUGUUGCGAGCACGGGCUCUAGGGCGCACGGGCUUCAGUAGUUGUGGCUCGUGGGCUCAGUAGUUGUGGCUCGUGGCUCUAGAGCGCAGGCUCAGUAGUUGUGGCACAUGGGCUUAGUUGCUCCAUGGCAUGUGGGAUCUUCCCGGACCAGGGCUCAAACCCAUGUCCCCUGCAUUGGCAGGCAGAUUCUUAACCACUGUGCUACCAGGGAAGUCCCCUUGCCUGCUUUUCUAUUGCAGUUUUUCCUUUUUAACUGAUAAGACAGUGACCCUUUGUUCUAUGUUUUGUCAACAUUUUACCUACUCGUUUGUCUUUUUAUUUUUGUAUAAUUUCUUUGCUGUACGGAAGUUUUAUAUUUUUUAUAUAUACCACUUUAUUAGUCUUUUAAAAAAUGUUUUUUGACCUUAAUAUCUGUCAAAUGUUAGACUAUUUAUACUUUUGUGUGGAUUGUGAAUUGGAAAAGGACCCACCCCUCUUUGAGAAUGUAUUUGGCCCCUUUUCAGGGAGUUCUUUUUUGGGGUUAAUACACAUACUUACUAGCUGCUGUGUAUACUGUCAGUAGAUAAAACCCAUCCUCCUCCUCUAUUCUGACAUUAUUAAAAAUAUGUCCCAUAUA